UUGAUGUGUGUGGGACGAGAAACUGAUCACAUGCAUGCAAUUGGUACAAGGUCUGUCGCAGUGUAUAACUGUCUGACUACACUACACACUACAGACUAGCUCUUGUGUGUUGGAUUGCUAGUAUAGAAUCAGGAUAUAGCAUGAACCAGGAAUUUGAUAAGAGUGUGGAGUGUGGAAUCACUAAACAGGAAGACGGCCAUCGUUGGUGAACUUAUCAUUCGAACCCAAUUUCUACAUCGCUAUCAGUAUCCGUGCACAAUGUGAAACAACUAUUGGUGCCAACUGAAUAUUUGAAGUCACUCAUUAACCCAGAGUGCUCUACUAGAUCACCUAGAAAUAUCCAGUAAUCAACAAAUUAUGACAUUGUAUGAAUAUUUGGAUAAAUCGAGUUGCAGAGGUCAUCUUGUUGAGUCAUUUUGAUUUACGGAUUUCUGGGUGGACAUUGACAAAUUGCUGCUGGAGAGUGUGGAAAUAACUACAGUGAUUUGGAACUGCGUUCAGGCUACUGUUGUGUAAAUAUCAUGACAAGUCGACCAGGAAUGUUUUUGUUUUGGACAAAGGAUUAAGUUUUUAACAACACUGCAUUGUUGACAUUGCGCUCGUCAGUGGGUACUUACACUUCCAGUAUUUGAUUAUCGCCUGAACUAAAGUUGGGAUAAUGUUUACUGAAAUGUCGGUUUCUACACAAGGUAAGAACCACAGAACAUGAACGGAAGUCGACAAAUAUUAACAGCGUAUUUAUUUGUCAUUGGAUAAGUGGCUACACCAAUGGUUGGUUUAGUCUUUGCUCCAGCCUGAUCAGGAAUGUCGAGGCAUACAUUAAUAGUCUCCUUUCAAGCCGUCUGUGUAAUGUUAUCUUUAAAUGUUGGCAAUGUGACGUGUACAGUGGAUUCGGGUGCAAUCUCGGAUGACUAAUAGAAAAAAGACUACAUAGUGCUCAUAAGGGAGAGCAAUAUGGUAGCUGUACCACGCUGUGACUUGUGUGUCACUGCAAUGAUCCACAAUAGGAGAUAAGAAAAAAAAGUAGAUUUCCUCAUGCUGAUAUUCUUGUGAGAGUUGUGACUAUUUUUGAGUUGAUAGUAUAGUGGAGAAUUUGCCGUCAUGGCGUCUAAUGCUGUGGAUAGAAAACCAGUGAAAGCCAUGAUGCCUAGAGUUGGCGUGGCUUCGACAACAAGCGGUGCGUUGAAACCAACACUUGCAGCGCGGAAAACACCGUCUACGACAUCAACUACCACGGCUACAAAACAACCCAUGUUGCCACAUUCUAGUCAUGUAACUCACGCAAAAGUGAGCACUGCAACUCACACCAAAGUGAGCACUGCAACAACGAAAAAACCUGUGGCUCGACAACGCUCAUCUGAUGGCUUACAGAAUGGCAAAACUUUGCACAAUCUGUCGCCCUCUGGGGCUUUGAAACCGAACAUUUUGAAACAUCAGUCUGGGGAUGGAACUAAAGCAGCCGUUUCAAAACAGGGGUCAGGAGCGUCACAAAAUGUUGAGUCCUCGAAGCACGAAUCUGGAACAUCAAAAACGAGAGUAGGAAGUGGAGCCCACAAUUCAGACGCCACAAAGCAUGGAUCCACUCAUGGAGCCACUAAAUCAAUGGUUUCAAAACAAGGUGGAUCAGUGAGCAAGGAACCAGUUAAGCCGACCAGGACUCCGAAUGGCAUUGCCGCUAAGCGUGUAUCAGGCGAAACCAAGCCAAGUAUUGCAAAAUGCGCAGCGGGAACCGGAUCUGUGACUUCAUCAAAGGGAACUGUUUCUAAGCAGAGCCCAAGCGACGGGUCACUGACGAUAGAUGCAGCCAAGAGAGGAUCAAUUUCAUCUUCAUCAUCAAGGGGGUCUAUUUCAUCGUCUCUGAGGAACUCAACUUCUCCAAGAACCUCAUUGACUCCGAAAAACUCGGUGUCGCCCAGGAAUUCCAUCUCACCAAGAAGUUCGGUAGCCUCAAGAUCCUCAGCGUCACCAAGGAAUUCGAUAUCUUCUGGGCACUCUGCCUCGCCAAGAAACUCAACUUCCUCUGGCCAUUCAGCGUCUCCAAGAAACUCUGCAUCGCCAAGAAACUCAGCAUCUCCAAGAAACUCAGUAUCUUCUGGAACCUCGGCGUCUCCAAGGAACUCCGCAGCUUUGAAAAGCUCAACAUCUCCAAGAAACUCAGUGUCCCCAAAGACCUCAGUAACUCCAAGUAAUUCAACAUCUCCGAGGAACUCGUCAGUUCCUAGCGGGCCCAAAAAGCCUGCUCCAUUGCCUCGAGGUCUAAGUGCAGACCAAAUACCUGCGCCUGGGAACGACACAUCCGUGUCAACCAAAACGUCAGUUUCACAAAAUGACGCGUCCACAACAGCCCAACCAAUUCAUCCCCAAAAAUCAAGUGCAGUCAAUAUAUCACCGAGGCAAAGUGUUGUGACAUCGAAACCUGAUGACUCAUCUGAGUCACUGAGUUUUGAGUCACAAGCUAUUUCACCGAGAUUACCACCCACAUUAUCCCAUGCCGUCCAAACAUCGGUUUCGCAAAAGGACAUGUCCACCUCAACCCAACCAACUCAACCCCAACAAGUCUGUGCAGUCAAACCGACUAUAUCACCGAGGCAAAGUCUCAUGUCAAGUACAUCAAAACCUGACAUCUCAUCCGGGCCAACGAGUAUCGAGUCACAAAAAAUCUCACCGAGAUCAUCGUCUACCCCUGACCUGAACUCCAACGACAUUCCCGACCCCCCACGAGCCAUCUUACGAAAAGCGGCUUCCGAGAAACGAGAACGAGACAAAACGAUGAAACUCCCGAUCCAGAAAUCGAGUUCCGUCAACACGAUGCCGAUCCACAAAGCCGAAGCGACAAUGAGGAUUUUAUUAGCUCAGUCGGCCUCUCGAACGAGUAACCAAUCAUCGACUCAGAUCUCACGAGGGACUUCCAAGGAAAAAUUUGAGUUGAUCUCCUCACAAAACACUUCCCCGAGGCCGUCUGUUAAAUCACCGGGUUUGACGAUUGGAAACGGACGGAAGAUAAGUAUCUCUGCGCCUGAGCCGAUCAGGGAGGAACUACCCCCUUCACCUUCAUCACCGGCCCCGCCCACUUCACCACUCAUCGAUUUCUUUGGGGAAAAGCAAGAGUUGAUCGAACCAGUGGAGUAUGAGGAACACAUUCUGAAAAACAGAAACGUUAUCCACAACGACCCGCUACGCUCGCUGAUUGUGUUUCCGUAUGAUGAUGUAUCGGCGUCCACGAUCCCGCGUCAAUUACGGACAACAAAAUCCACUGUACCUGAAGGGGCUCUGGGAGAGGCUUCAUCGCUGUUCGUUAAAGAGUGCAUCAACAGUUACUUAACAGAAUGGAAAGUUAUCAACCAUAAGUAUGGCAGCUAUGGGGGUCCCUUCCAAGAUCUGCCGGGCUACCAGAAGGACGUAGGUCCAGAGGGGCUCCACGCCCAGGCCUACGAGAUUGAUGAGGAGGACGAUAGCAAGGAGGCUACGGACAGCAAACCCUCUGGAAAUAUCUACAUGCAGGGAUUCCUCUAUAAGACGCCCUUCGGACAGCAGACUGGGCUCAUCAGGGCAUUCAAGAGGCGAUUUUUCUACCUUCGCCAGCUCGGAGACAAAUCUUUCUUACUGGAGUACCAUAAGGAUGAGAAGAGUAACUCCGCUAAGGGAACCUUGUUUCUUGAUUCCCUCGUUGACGUCAUCAAGACUGUCAAGCAGCGUAAAUAUGGUAUGGAGCUACAGAUGCAGGACCGAUCAGUCCAGAGUGUCGCUGCUGAGAACCAACAAGAGAUGGACGACUGGUAUAAUGCCUUCAAGAGGGUCAUUGACCUCCAGAAACAAGAAGCUAUCUCCGACAAGCAGAGUAUGUCAUCUAUGGAAGACUUACUCGAUCAAGGAGAGUACGCUGACGAUCCCAUCCCCUCCCCAAACCAAUCGGAGUCUAAGAAAAAACUGGAGAAGAGUAAACAUCCGGAGCUUCAAGGCUAUGGGAAAGAGACGGAGAAAACAAACUCACAGAAACGCAAGGAGCACAGGGCAAACGUCUACUUGCUCUAUCCAAGAAUGCAGGGAGGAGAGAAGGUGAUGACCGAACCUGAAAGCAAACCCUACGAGGAAGAAUUCCCAAAACGAUUUGUCGUUGAAUUCCAGAGACUCAACUUCAAGUUGUCUGCCGCCCUCAGUAAAGAGGGAGAACCUAUCGAGAGCGCGCCUGAGAAAGCGGAAAAUAUUGAGCCGUUCUUCACAUCCAUGGCACUCUUCGAUGCCCGUCACAACCGCAAAAUAUCAGAAGAUUUCCACAUCGACCUGAACAACCACAACAUCCGAGCCCUCCUGGAGAAGUGUCGGGACUUGCCCAACGGCUCGUCAGCACCGGGCCCCAACGGAGAGCCGCGGAGAUCGAGUACGUUACCAGACGUAAGCGGGCUAGACGAAAACUGGCUCAAGUACCCACAGAAGGCGAUCUUCUCCGUCAAGAAACCUCAUUCGGAUAUUUAUCUGGUUAUUAGAAUAGAGAAAGUAUUACAAGGGAGUAUAGCACAGUGUGCUGAACCCUACAUCAAGACUGGUGACACCGUUAAGACUUGCCAGAAAGUGAUGAAGCAGGCCAAGAUAUUCUGCAGUCGGAUGGGCCAGUACAGAAUGCCGUUUGCUUGGACUGCAAGACGUGUCUUCAGGGACGACUGUGGUGAGCUGGAUCUGAGAGGAGAGUUCACGUCAAUGUAUCGCCAGGAAAGCAACAAGCUGAGCAACGAGGAUCUACUGAAGCAGCUUCAAGAUAUUAAGAGGAACCCGGAGAAGCUCUCUAAGCUGACUGAGAUCCCAGGCACUCUCAAAGUCAGCAUCGAACCCUUCUCCAGGAUGCUGUCGAAUUGUCUGACGUCAUCGUUGGUACCCACAAUGCCUUGGCCGGAGACACCUAUGACGCCCCCAACGCUAGAAAUCGAAGAGUUUGUUCCAGAGAAGGGACAGUUAGCGCACCCUUUCACGACAUAUACUAAUAAUCUCUACGUCUAUCCCAUACAACUUAAGUAUGACAGUCAGAAGACGUUCACAAAGGCGAGGAAUAUUGCGUUAUGCGUUGAGUUCCUUGAUUCAGACGAUGAAGGAGCGCAACCAUUGAAAGCCAUCUACGGCAGACCAGGGGGACCAAUCUUUGUCUCAUCAGGCAGUGCUGCUGUACUACAUCACCAUCAGGUACCAGACUUCUAUGAAGAGAUCAAAAUAGCCAUGCCCACCCAGCUGACUGAGAAGCAUCAUCUACUGUUUAGAUUCUACCAUGUGAGCUGUGAGGUAGGGAAAGGCACCGUCAAGAAGAGGGACACUGUGGACUCAUUCACGGAGCCAUUAGAAGUUGGAUAUGCUUGGAUACCACUCUUAGACGCUGGAAAAUUAAAUUGUGGUGAAAUGGGAGUGACUGUUUCAUCAAAUCUACCUCCAGGCUACCUUGGGACUAAACCCUUCGGAUCGGGAAAGUCGAUGGCUCCAGAGCUCAGACUUGUUGACGGCGGUAAACAACUGUUGAAGGUCAACAUAAGACUAGCGUCAACAAUCUACACAAAGGCCCCUCAUCUCCACAACUUCUUCGCUAAAUGCCAAGUGUGGGACGGCACAAACAUUGAAAUAAUAAAACACCUCAAGGCCAUGCAUGCUGUGGAGCCAGAUAUGCUUAUAAACUUCUUACCUGUCAUUCUAAAUCAACUCUUCCGAAUACUUCCUACGCCAGCCAUGGAUGAAGUACAGCUCAAUGUGGUCAGGUUGAUAAUCUUCAUUGUGUCUCAAGUCCAUGAUGUUGGACGUGAGGAUGUCCUCUACUCGUAUGUAAAAUAUGUGUUCGAGACGGAGAAGGAGAACCAACUACAGAAGACUGUCCAUGAGGAGUUAGUGAAGAACUUAGCUGCGUCGCUUCGACCCAGCACUGACCACACAGUCAUCAAGAAUCUCAUGAAGCACAUGUGGUUCUUCUUCACCGUCAUCAUUAAGAGCAUGGCCCAGCACCUGAUCAAGAGCGACCGCCUCAAGCUGCCGAGACAUCAACGCUUCUCAACCAACUUUGAGACGGGGCUGAGGAACCUCGUCCAGGUACUGAUGCCGCACAUCCUCCAGAAGCAAGAUAUAAGACAACUACAAGAAGCCAAGGAUGCCAACUUCCAUCUCGCUAACUUCAUCAAGCGAUGUUUCACAUACAUGGAUCGUGGGUUUGUCUUCCGUCUCAUCAACUGCUACAUGGCAUUCUUCAGUCCGGAGGACCCAAAGCAACUGUUUGAGAUGAAGUUUGAGAUGAUUCGAGUGGUCUGUAGCCACGAGCAUUACAUCGCUCUCAAUCUUCCGCUACAAAAGAAAGGACAACAGACCGGCAAGAAAACUUAUAUGGGGAAUAUGCGGAGAUAUGUGCAAAUCCGCCCCGCCAAAGACCAGUACAAAGAUCUUCACUAUGACUACCAACUAACCGAGGAGUAUUGUCAGAAUCAUUUCCUUACCGGCCUUCUGCUGAGGGAGGUUGGAACGGCGCUUCAUGACGUCACCGAAGUACGACAAAAUGGAAUCCGCGUCCUGAGAAACCUUCUGGCUAAGCACAGCUUUGAUGACCGGUACUUGUCAAAGCCGUACCAAGCCCGCAUCGCAUCCCUGUACCUCCCGCUAGUGGCGAUCAUCCUGGAGAAUGCGCCCCGCCUCUCACGGGAAGGCCCGCCCACCCCGGGCUCUGCAUCAAUCAAUGGCGACUCCCUCUUUGACAUGUCGUCUCUCUCAUCGAGCUCCCUGAUCACGGACUCCCCUGGGAUGGACCGUCAUAACAGCGUCUCGGCCCAGGCUGCUAAGACGAAGUCACUGCAGCGAGACUCCGCAGUACUUGAUAUGAUUGCUGGACGAGCUCAUUCCUUCAGUGUUGGGAGUUCCAUGGCAAGGAAUUUUGGAGUGCGGCAUUCCACGUCUAUACCCACUCUGCCGAAUCAACACUUGCGACGAAUGAGUGCUGGAGGUUUCGCCGAUUCCGCUUCACCUCCAAAGCAAAGCAGCGAGAUAAGUCGCUCUGAUCGCAGCAGUUCAAAGUCCGAUCGAAGCAGCACACGCUCCGAUCGGAACAGCACCCGUAUCAAUCGUCUCUCAUGGAUGGGCAUGUCAGACUCCCUCCGUAGCCUCCACCUCUCUAUGCCUUCCAGUACCACCUCUUUUCAAAACCUCCUAUCUCCGCCCAACUCUUCGUCAGGGGACGUAAGCCCACGACGUUUCCGUAAGACUCCGUUGUCGGGGAGCGGGGGAAAGACGGAGCACUCUCCCCUCGGUCAUGGGGGGUUGUCUCUGGCCUCCCCUAGCCCUUCCACAGAAGGAUUACUCAGUUGUGAGACGAGCACAGGUGCACAUUAUAUCAAAAGACGAGAUACGUCCAGCUCUUCUUUACGGUGGUCUGGUGCACCCCUGAUAUCCACUCCUCGCCCCCUGGACUAUAAAGACCGUACCGGCUCCAGUGGUUCCCUUAGCAGUAGUGGUAGCGGUGUUCAGUUAUUAGCAAUGAAUGGCGGUUCAGCGGCAACAGCGCCCUCAUCUGCCCACACCUCUAUGCUUUCAGACAUGUCAGAGCGGAGCGACUCGCAGUCGACGAUCACGGGGAGCGCGCCGGCCGGGAAGGGCCACCAACGGAGCAAGUCGACCAUCAUGUAUGAUAAGUUACUGGACCACGAGAUCAAGGACCUGCUGAUCUGCUUGAUGUACGUCGUCAAGAACGUCAAUGAGGAGGUUCUUCUAGGAUGGUGGAGCAAAGCCAAUGAAGACGACCAGCUCAAGCUGUUUGAUGUCUUAGAAAUGUGCCUUUAUCACUUCAAGUACAGAGGCAAGAAGCAUAUCAUUGAUCUUAGGUUGCGUGAAAAACCAUCCAGUAAUGCGGAAGAGAAGAGUAAGACGUUACCUGCAGCCAGAGCCAGGCAUCUCCAGACCAGAUCUCUCCAUGGAGAUCUACCUAUGGUCUUUGCCUUAACAGAGUCUGGAUUCGCACCUAGAGUGUUGCAAGAAGCCAAUUUAGCUGCAGAAGUGGGAUUGAUUGUCCUGGAUGUCAUGGGGACCUACUGUACUCACUUCAAGCCUAACCUUGACUUGGACGACGGCGACAACCCCUUGAUGCAUAAAGUCAUGGGUCUCUUCUUAUCCUUCAUGCAAACCGGCCAAUCAGAAGACAUGAGCAGACAUCUCUUUGCAUCGCUGCGCUCAUUUGUACACAAGUUUCCAGUGGCUCUGUUCAAGGGAAGUGCCCAGCUCUGCGGAGAUCUCUGUCUUGCAACGCUCAAGUGUCUGAACUCCAAGCUUCCAUCCAUGAGGAACGAGUCUUGCGCCUUACUCUACCUGAUCAUGAAGGAGAACUUUGAAUUCACGACUAGAAAAGACUUUGUCAGAGUUCAUCUACAGGUGAUUAUAUCUGUGUCUAAGUUGAUCGGUGAAGCAAACAGCAUCCGGUUCCAGGAAUCUCUCGCAAUGAUCAACAAUUUUGCCAACAGUGACAAAACAAUGACUAAUACCCAGUUUCCCUCUCAUGUACGAGAUCUAACCAAGAAGAUCCGCACGGUUCUCAUGGCAACGGCUCAGAUGAAGGAACACGAGAAGGAUCCUGAGAUGUUGGUGGAUCUCCAGUACAGCUUGGCCAAGUCCUAUGCUAGCACCCCAGAGCUAAGACGGACAUGGCUAGAGAGCAUGGCGGUCAUACAUAUCAAUAACAGCAACUACUCAGAGGCUGCUCACUGUAACAUCCACAUCGCUGCUCUCAUCGCUGAGUACCUCAAGAGGAAAGGGACUUUCCCCUCAGGCUGUGUCGCCUUCAAGGAAGUCUCGCCCAACGUGGAGAACGAGGAGAAAGGAAUGAAGGAUGACACGGGAUUAGAAGAUGUACAGUACUCUGAGCAAACAUUACUUCAGCAGCUGGAGCGUUGCGCCGAGGGUUUACAGAAAGCAGAGAGAUACGAGUCUAUGGGAGCUCUCUACAAGCUUAUCAUUCCAUUCUAUGAGAAGCAACGAGACUUCCAGCGUCUUGCCAUGGCGUACGGUAAGCUUUGUGAAGCCUACAAGUCAGUCAUGAAAGUCACCAACUCAGGAAGGAGACUUCUCGGACAGUAUUUCAGAGUCAAAUUCUUCGGUCAGAACUUUGAAGAGGAUGAUGGUAAGGAGUUCAUCUACAAAGAGCCCAAGAUCACGACCCUCGCCUCCAUAUGCGAGAGACUUCUCAAUCUAUUCUCGGAUAAAUUCGGCAAGGAGAACGUCAAACUUAUCAGGGACUCCACAAAGGUGAACGCUGACGAGCUUGAUCCCAAGAUUGCCUUUAUCCAGCUGACCUUCGUCAAGCCGUACUUUGACGACAACGAGCUCCAAGAACGACAGACGAGCUACGAGAGAAACAACAACAUCCGACGCUUCCUCUAUGAGAUGCCGUACACAGAGGGCGGUAAAGCGCGAGGCUCCGUAGAAGAACAAUGCAAACUCAAGACAGUCCUCACAACAUCCCAUGCCUUCCCGUACGUCAAGAAACGUAUCAUGGUGGUCUAUCACCAACACCAGAAACUCAACCCCAUUCAAGUUGCCAUCGACGAGGUCAAAGCUAAAGUACAGGAACUGAAUGAUGUCCUCAUCGCAGAUGUCCUAGACAUGAAACGGCUACAGCUGCUUCUACAGGGAUGUGUCAGUACACAGGUGAAUGCUGGACCCCAAGCCUACGCCGUGGCGUUCUUAGGUAAAGGAAAAGAAGAGAAGUGGAGGACGCAGGACGUCUGGGAACUCAAACAACUCUUCAGGGAAUUCGUUGAGGUGUGUGGUAAAGCGUUGGACUCCAACGCUCGGUUGAUCAAAGAGGACCAAUAUGAAUAUCACGAGGACAUGGUGCAGAAAUACAAAGCCAUGGCGGCCAUGUUGUCUGAACUACACCAAGAACAACCUAAGGAGCACGAACCAGUUGGUAGGAGGGUGUCAGGUCAUUUCUUCAACGCAAUCAGCGGAACAUCAUGAGCACCAAACACGUAGACUUCAAUCAAAUACACAACUAGAGUAACAACAUCGGCUUGUAAAUGGCAAGUCAGUUUUCAGUCAACCAGGAGCAAGUUUGAUCAAGGACUAUAGUUGACUAUUGUUAACCAUUGAACGAUUUUGCCUAGUACCCAGAAUGUAUUUCAUGCAUAGGUAACCAUGGAACAUUGACGAGUGGUUGACAAAAUGGUCACUGGUCGAACUUGCCCUGUAUGGAUAACCGGCAUUGGAUCUGAAAACAUCCUACACUGCAAUCAGGGUUCAGCGACCUUUGCUGUCUUCCUGAAGUCAGUGACCUUCAUUACUACAUUUAUCACAGCAUUGAAAAUCUAGCCGGUAAUCAUCUAGACAGUAUAUUAAGUAAGCUGAUGGAGGGGGAACCAGGGAAACUUUCGCAAGUUUGUCUCCUGUCAGUGGUGUUACUAGGGAAACUUGUCUUAUAACUGGGUUAGUUAACUAGUUUAACUAACUGGUAAGGUAAUUAAACCACUUUGGUUAGGUUAGGUUUUUGGUGACAAGGACUAUAAAAAUGGUGACAAAUAUUUGUGCCAUACAAUAGGUUAUGGUUUAACACAUGACAUUAUGUCAAUUAUAUAAUUGGUUUAUGGGGUUUAAAGGAUUAUUGAUAAAGAAUUAUUGUGAAAAUAUUACGGUGAGGAAAACAGAAAACAAAUUUCUUGUCUUCAAAAAUCAAAGUAUGUCCAAGUUGUUGAAACUUGAUUGGUGUAUAAAAAAAAGUUUAAGCAUAAAAAUCUUUGACCAAACUGGUUUCCUAAGGCGCGGUGAUGUCUUUUGUCUUAUCCCAGUAAAUGUUUUAUCAAAUUAACGCUUAAAUUUGCACAUGUUUAUUUUCAUACAGCUCAGAUAUUUAAAUGCGAGACAAAAGAAAUACCUUGCCUAAUUUAACUAAUAUAUAUGCAUCGCUUCCUUUGGGUUUUAUUAUAGAGAAAUUAAUCUAUAGUUAGUUUUUACUUUUGUACUAGAGUUUAAUUUCAUUCAGGAUAACUUCACUUUGUUCACCUUUAAGCUUUGCUUGCUUGAUUUACGAGACGACAAAGCUCCAAACAAAUUUUUGAGUACCGUUUGUGGUUAGGUUAAUUUCAUAACAAAAAUUUUAAAAAAUGUAUAAGAACAAAAAAUCUGCUAAUCACACCCACAACUUGCUUACCAGAUUUAGGUUACCAGACAAGAUACAAUGUCACAUGUACCAUAUGUGAUGAUACCCUGCUCAUUUCUGCUAAGCAGCUUAAAGAAAUUAGGCCCAGGAAUGGAUAUGUGUAAACUAAGGCCUGUGAGCACAAAAAAACUUGCUAAGCACAAAAACUCUAGCUUAGCAAAAAUUGGUUCCCAGACGCAAUACCAUACAGCUACCAGUGGUAUUACCUGUGUUUCACUCAUUUCUUGCUCGCAAAGAAAUUUUGCAGAAUUUCAUGCUUUUGAAAACAGCUUUUUUUUGUUGGUGGAUCAUUAUGUGGUUAAAUUGUUCUGAUACUUAAUUUACCAGCCCACCGUGUAAUAGAUACAAGAACCCCAUCCACUCAAUUAAAACCCUUGAGAUGUGUUAGCAUUUCAGUGAAUUAGCUUCCACUAUUUGUGCAAAAUAUAAAAAGUAACAAAUAUUAUCCAAAAUAACAUUUACAUUUUAAGUAAUUCAAUCUCCAUUUCAAACCUUGUACAUGUAUAUGUAUGUAAAUCAUUUGUGACGUCCCAGCUUCAAAACAUAAAAAAAAAAUGUCAUUUGUCAUACUCAUUAUCAUAAUUAAAUGCAACCUGUAAACAAACUGUCUCACAUUAAUAGUAAUAAUAAUAACCAGUGUUUGUAUAGUGCUUUUCACAC
This is a messenger RNA of Asterias rubens (European starfish), 11812 nucleotides long. RefSeq names its product dedicator of cytokinesis protein 9-like. Lineage: Eukaryota; Metazoa; Echinodermata; Asteroidea; Forcipulatida; Asteriidae. Gene Ontology annotation, molecular function: guanyl-nucleotide exchange factor activity. Bases 1102 to 9957 code for a protein of 2951 amino acids. The transcript has 55 exons. Gene Ontology annotation, biological process: positive regulation of GTPase activity; small GTPase-mediated signal transduction. The record is from RefSeq and is a predicted model, not a curated record.